GAAGUGUUAUAUUAUGUAGAGUUGAGUGUACUGUGUCAACAAAAAGGGCCCGACUCAGCAUUAUGCCGCAGUUCAGUCGAACUACGACGCUGAUGAUUCUGCCAGAUCCUAAAGUGUCAUUCGAUCAAGUGUUAUUCACAUGCCACCGAUGUUGGCAACGAAUUAAUACUGCCGAAAGGGCACAGCAGGCUGUUGGAGCUGUCGAAAUCGACCAUAUUGUCAACGAGGAUGAUAAUAUACCAGUUCCACUUGCUAUACCAGUUAAUCAAAGGAACCUCGCUAGAGCAUCUAAUACAGCAAGUCAUUGCAUAUUUAGAGAUUGUUUAAAUGAGUCAAGACUUAGAAUACCCAAUAGCAGAAAAGCUCACAUGUUGUCUUAUUACAAUUUCUACAUUCCUCCAAGUGCUCGUGUUUGUAAUGAACACAUAAUGACUCACGAUUGGGACCAAUUGCUAAGUGGCAAUGUAUCUCAGGAGUUUAACGUAGAUCACAUACUGGAUAUAAUUUCAAUUUACAGAACAGCUCUAAAGAAUCCAUCGACUAUGUUCGAUUUUGAUUUACAAACAGUAGAUGAAAAUGAGUUGCGACACUGGACAGGACUUACGAUAAUUGAAUUCAAUUCGUUGCUUGAACAAACGCCAUCGCUGCGACAGCGGUCGAAUGUACCGAAUGUAGUUCUCGGGGGGUACCUUAUGAAACUUCGAACAGGCGAACCUAACGUACGACUAGCAUCGCUUCUAAAAAUAUCUCGAAGAACAUUCGAACGCCAAUUAGUAAUAGCAAGAGAAUGCUUACUGGCAGACUUCGUGCCAUCGCACUUGGGAUUCGAUCACAUUAGUAGAAACGAAGCGCUUACUAAAAAUUUGUUGAUACCAAGCGCGCUGUUUGGAGACGAGAAUAACUCAAAACUAAUAUCGAUUUGUGACGGGACGUACAUUUAUAUACAGAAGAGCAGCAAUUUCCUCUUUCAAAGACGUAGUUAUAGUCUCCAUAAAUACAGGAAUCUGUUGAAGCCGUUUCUCAUUGUCUGUAGCAAUGGUUAUAUCAUCGACGUAACAGGCCCUUACGCGGCGACUACAUCAGAUGCCACGAUUAUGAGUAAUAUUCUUAACGAUCAUGACAAUACAUUUCAUUGGUUUUAUUUAAGUAAUGACGUGUUCAUUUUGGAUCGUGGCUUCAGAGUCGCUCUACCUGAUUUUGAAGCAUGCGGCUACGAUGCACACAUGCCACCUAGCAAGGACAGAAACAGUCAACAGCUAUCCACAGAGCAAGCGAACAAGUCGCGCUUAAUUACCAUAGUAAGAUGGGUGGUAGAAGUAGUGAACGGAAGGUUCAAGCGCGACUUCAAGUUUUUACGGGCUGAUAACUUUAACAGGGCUGUUCCGCACAUGUUCGAACAUUUCCGGAUAGCUGCAGCACUGAUCAAUGCUUUUCACUUGCCAAUCAGGGACAAUGCGUAUGCCAAUGCGAUAAUUACUAUCAUAAAUGAAAGAAUUCAUUUCGAGAAUCAUUUGGCUCAAUAUGUCAUACAAAAGAAUUUGAAUAUGCAACGAGUCGUAUUUACACGCAUGGCUGCCUAUGUUCCUGGUUUUGAAGAUAUUCCUCAAUUAGAAGAAGAACACCUUGUUCUAAUUGCUCUGGGAACGUAUCACAUCAAGAUAGCCAGCUCUUACUGUGCCGAACAUUUAAGUGAUGGGACGUAUGUUAUUGAAUUAUACAGAGAUAACGAACUCGAGGAUUUAAACGAAUAUAACAUUGAAGUAGAAGAAGGGAGUUUCCUGCUGAGAGCACGUAUACAAUCACGUCAUACAAGAUCCAAGCAAUACUACACAUACGUGCUAAUAAACAGUGGCAUCGAGGGACGAGGUGCUUUCAAACACUACUAUUGCACGUGUUUGACAGGACGUCGCACAAUUGGGACAUGUGCACAUGUAAUAUCGAUCUUGUGGUAUUUAUGCUGGGCUCGCCAUCAAGAAGGUUUGUCGCCGCCAGCUGCCCAUCUGAAUAAUGUCAUUAUAGACACUAGCAUAAUGUAAUAAUGUAAUUAAUUAAAUAUGUUUGUAAUAAAUCUAAGGAUUUUAUUUUCUCUUUUUCUAAAAAUUCUGCCA
This is a messenger RNA of Hyposmocoma kahamanoa, 2108 nucleotides long. RefSeq lists its product as uncharacterized. The transcript has 2 exons. The coding region runs from base 63 to 2036 and encodes 657 amino acids. Gene Ontology annotation, molecular function: zinc ion binding. Lineage: Eukaryota; Metazoa; Arthropoda; Insecta; Lepidoptera; Cosmopterigidae. The record is from RefSeq and is a predicted model, not a curated record.